CGCAGAGCGCAGGCGCCGCUCUUCCUCUUAUCUGUGAGCGUAGUGUCAGCUUCAGUGAGUGGAACUAUGGACAACCAGAGAAUAUGUGCCCUGCUGUGAACACACUUAAACAAAUGAUUCAGUCAAGGAUGGAGUACAAGAAUGAAAAUGCUGGUAUAGAACUGCUUCUUGCUCACAUGAACAUUGAAGACUUCAUUCAAGAGGCAGAUAAUUUUUACUGUGUGUGCGAGGAGGUUGAAUCAGAGGUGUCAUUUGAAGAAAGUUUCUCUGAAGACGACAUGGAUGAGAAUGAGCAGACAUCUGAGACGGUGGCAUCACAUGAUUUGAUCUCACGGAUGAAAAAUCACGGAAAGGUCCGUUAUGGGACACCAUCUGACCUAUUGGACUUUGUGAAUAUGGUCUCAAAUGCACCAUCCUCCUCUCUCUUAGAGGUGGGUAAAGAAAUGGGUGUCCUGCUGAACAAGACAGACAUGGUCAUCAAGGAAGGGCAUUAUCGCAUUGACUUGGAUGUUCUUCUGUUUCCAUGGAAACUGACCUAUAAGCCCCCCGGCCCUGGACAUGUUCCCAAAGGCUCAUUUGGGAAGGUCCAUCUGGCCCAGGACAUUAAAACUCGAAAGCGAAUGGCAUGCAAACUGAUUCCUGUAGAGCAUUUCAAGCCUGCAGAUGUGGAAAUCCAAGCCCGGUUCCGGCAUGAGAAUAUAGCAGAGCUCUAUGGGGCACUGCUGUGGGAGCAGACUGUGCACUUGUUCAUGGAAGCAGGGGAAGGUGGCUCAGUUCUGGAGAAGCUGGAGAGCUGCGGCCCAAUGAGAGAGUUUGAGAUCAUCUGGGUCACUCAGCAGGUUCUACGUGGCUUGGAAUACUUGCAUUCUCACAACAUCAUACACCACGACAUCAAACCCAGUAAUAUUGUCCUGAUGUCCGCCAAAGCUGUGCUGGUGGAUUUUGGGCUUACAGUUCAGAUGAAGGAUGACAUAUAUGUUCCCAGGGACCUGCGUGGCACUGAGAUGUAUAUGAGUCCAGAGUUGGUUCUGUGUCGAGGCCACAACACAAAGACUGACAUCUACAGUCUGGGAACCACAAUCAUACACAUGCUGAGUGGCAGCCCUCCGUGGGUUAGGAGGUACCCCCGAACAGCCUACCCCUCAUACCUCUAUAUAAUCCAUAAACAGGCCCCUCCUCUAGAAGACAUUCCAGGAAGCUGUAGCCUUGCAAUGCGCAGGCUCCUGGAGCAUGCACUUGACAGGGUCCCAGCACGAAGGAGCUCUGCCAAAGAAUUACUCAAUGAGGAGGCCCUCCAUCCAUCUCGGGACGAUCAGCCACGUUGUUGGAGUCUGGACUCUGCGCUGGAGGAUGGCACACACCCACUGUUGCGACAGCAGAGUCAGCUUUCAGACAGCACCCAAGACUCUUCCCUGUACACGGAGGACUCUGGGCACUGUAAAAAGAAAGGAUCCCUCUAUAUUGAUCUGGGUGCCCUGGCUGGUUACUACAGCAUGGUGAGGGGGCCACCAACCAAUGAAUAUGGCUAAUUCAGAUCUGAUAAACCUUGGUGGAUUUUCAUACAAGGACCAGUGGGGUAUUUUGUAUAGUUUACAUUCAUAUAAAUCCUAUCAAAAUCCAUAGAUGAAUCAGAUCAGUGGAUCAAGUCUGUAUAAUUGGUGGCACUGAGGGACAAUGAGCUGUGCAAUUAGAGCUGGUCAUCAACUGUUUGUGAGGUGAUAUCUUGUUUACCCAGUUUAAUUUCUGUGCUUUGAGAGCAUGAAAAUAUAAUGACAGCAUACUGUUUAGUAAAUACUAACUAAAACAAAAUAUGUAGUUUCUUUGUUUUUAAGACCUAACUUAAAUUGUAAAUCUGUAGCAGUGCUAUAAGUGAAUGCUUUAUGUUUUCCGUAUUUUAUAUCAUUUACUUAAAGGGGCAGGCCUUAUUGAGAGUAAAUCUGUGAUUUAAAAUAUGCCAAAAUGUUCAUGCAAAAGAUUAUCAUUAUUAUUAUACUAGAUUAUUGCUGCAAAUAGCUGUUUUUUUUUUGUUUUGUUUUGUUUUUAACAUAGCAGUGCUAUGUUAAAUACUGUAUAUGUGUCUACUCCAAUUAAUUACAAAGACAGCUGUAUCUAAAGGGGUGUGCUUUCUGACUUACAUUUGUAGGGUUUGUGUGUGUGUGUGUGUGUGUUUGGGUGGUUUACGAGGACAUUUUUUUAAGGUUACAAACUGGUAAUUUCAAGGGUAUUUUGCUAUAAAUGUGGUUUAUGAGGACAUUUUUAGUGUCCUCAUAAUUCAAAUCACUUAAAAAACAUACUAAACGAUGUUUUUUUGAAAAUGUAAAAAUGCAGAAAGUUAGGUUUAGGGGUAGGGUUAGGGGAUAGAAUCUAUAGUUAGUACAGUAUAAAAAUAAUUCUGUCUAUGGAGAGUUCUCAUAGGGAUAGCCACACCAAUGUGUGUGUGUGUGUGUGUGGUGUGUGUGUGUGUGUGUGAAAUAUUAAUCAAAAUAUCUGCAAGUAUAUCAAUCUAAAUCUUGGCUGUCACAUACUGUAUAUGUACGAACAAUGUCUGAACACACUUCAUAUGUGUUAUGAAUUAUAGCCUGAGUAAUUGGAAUAUUGUACGGUUAGCUGACUCAGAUUCCAUGUUAGUAUGUUAGUUUAUCAACUAAUUUUAGUAAAUAGUUUCGCUUUAAUAUAUGUUUUGCAAAUUCAGUGUGAGUACCUUGGGUCUUUAAAUAUCUUUAUUUGAGAUACCUGGUCAACACCACAACCCUUGUCAAGAUAAGAGAUGCCAAAAAGCACACUACAGCAAAGACUUUAAAGGAAGUGUUCAAAUUAAAUGAUUUUUCAGAUGAUACUGAAAAAACACCUCAGGUUUUUAUUCCCAUGGAAUGUGGUUUUGUUGAGUAGUUGCAAUGCAAACAUGCAUAUGAAUAUUUGACUUGGCACCGAAGAUGCUUGUGUUUUUACUCUUGUGUGUUUCAAGUUGGCUAGUGUUUCUCUGUACUGCAGUUUUGAUGUCUAUAGAUAUAUAUAUAUGAAAGAACUAAUUCUGUCUGCCCAUUCCUUUGUAUGACCCCCUGAAUAAAAUACUCCACUUAUUAGCUUACUAGCAUGCAUAAAUAAUUGAUUGUUGUAAUCUGUGUCAUUUUUAACCUUUUAUUAAAUUGAUACUUUGGAGAAAUAUGUUAUGUCAUUAUGCUGUCAAUUGAGCUUUUAUGAUUCUUUUGCCAAAUAUUACAAUAUAUAUUUAAAGGUUAUCAUUCCAGAUAAACAAGGUAAAAUGACAUUAUGGCUGGUUUAAGCAACAAACAUUUCUUCAGAAAAGUCAGUCAUUCUGGAAAGACCAUAAAAAGCACCUGUAAAAACUGAUAGUAUCACCAAUGACCAAGGUUGCUCUCUGUUUGUUCUUGGGGAAAGUUAUAAAAUAAAUAAAUGGAAUAAAAAUGA
Myxocyprinus asiaticus (Chinese sucker) is the source of this 3429-nucleotide messenger RNA. RefSeq names its product mitogen-activated protein kinase kinase kinase 8-like. The transcript is spliced from 8 exons. Gene Ontology annotation, molecular function: protein kinase activity; ATP binding. The record is from RefSeq and is a predicted model, not a curated record. Bases 84 to 1529 code for a protein of 481 amino acids. Gene Ontology annotation, biological process: protein phosphorylation. Lineage: Eukaryota; Metazoa; Chordata; Actinopteri; Cypriniformes; Catostomidae.